Abrus precatorius (Indian licorice) is the source of this 873-nucleotide messenger RNA. RefSeq lists its product as uncharacterized. The transcript has a single exon. The record is from RefSeq and is a predicted model, not a curated record. Gene Ontology annotation, biological process: root development; shoot system development. NCBI's taxonomy places the organism in Eukaryota, Viridiplantae, Streptophyta, Magnoliopsida, Fabales, Fabaceae. The coding region runs from base 1 to 873 and encodes 290 amino acids.
AUGGCACACAAGUACCAAGUUCGCUCAAUUAGUUUGCCUUCUAGAUCUCAUCCUAGCACCAUUAGAGUAGAAGAGGAGUUGAGCAAGCUCAAGACAUGGGAAGGAACAUCAACAUCCACUUCUGAGUCCAUUGACACUGGCCUAUCCUUACUUGAAGAUUUGUAUAUUUCCUUGGAUGAUCUUCUCAACAUGGCAUCAACCCAAAAAGUGAUUUCCCACUAUAAAGGUGACAAGUACGUGGAAGAGGUGUUGGAUGGUUCAGUGAGAAUUUUGGAUAUAUGUGGCAUUAUAAGGGACACCAUGUUGCAAAUUAAGGAAAAUGUUCAAGCCCUUCACUCUGCUCUUCGAAGAAGAAAAGGAGAUUCAAGUGUUGAAACAAGUGUGGCUGAAUACAAAUUCUUCACAAAGAAGAUGAAGAAAAACGCAAAUAAGUUGAUCACAUCUUUGAAGCAUAUGGAUAACAAAUUUGGGGUGUCCCCACUCUUAGAUCUUGAUUACCACCUUGCUGCUGUGAUUAAAGUGCUCAGGGAAGUGAUUCUAACGAACUUGUCAAUCUUCCAAUUUGUUUUGUCAUUCUUGACCGUGUCUUCAUCAAAUUCAAAGGCAACCAAAUGGUUGGCGGUGGCAAAAUUGAUGCACAAAGGGGUAAAACCAUGUGAAGAUACCUCAGAGAAUGUCAAUGAGUUGCAGUGUGUGGAAGAAGCUUUAAACACCCUUCUAAAUGAAGGCACUAAUGAUGAAAAGAUGCAGGUAGCUCACGAAAGACUAGAGGCUUUGGAAAAUGCCAUUGAAAAUGCUGAGAAUGGCUUGGAGAGUGUAUUUAGGCGCUUGAUUAAAACUAGAGCCUCCCUUUUGAACAUAAUCUCCCAAUAG